AAGAAGAAAGAAGCUUCUCUCAGAAAGGUAACUUUUAUUUCAUAUUUUUCAACCUUAGCUUGUUUUGUCCUAAUUACAGGGAAAGACACUUCCUUGACCUGGGAAAGGAGAGUCAAAAUUCUAAGGGAAUGCGCUUUGGGCCUGAGAUAUCUCCACCACUACGUAGACGGCUGCAUCGUUCACAGGGAUAUCAAGCUUACCAACAUCCUCUUGACUGAGAACUUGGAACCAAAGCUCUCAGAUUUUGGGCUGGCGAAAAUCCUGAACAUGGAGGAGAGCAAAGUUUUUACUGAAGUCAGAGGAACAAUAGGUUACAUGGAUCCAGAGUACAUGAGCAAUGCCAAGCUAACCUGUGCCAGUGAUAUUUACAGUUUUGGCAUUGUCUCGCUUCAACUUCUUUCAGGACAAAAAGUUAUCGAGCUAGAUCUUGAGGCCAGAGAUCAGCUGACGAGGAAGGCGAGGGAUGUCAGCAUAGGCAAACGGCCACUGUCAGAUUUUGAGGACCCAAGACUAAAUGGAAACGUCAAUAAGGCGGACUUUGAGUCCAUUUUGCAAGUUGCUGUCUUCUGCGUAGCCCAAGAAAGCAAAGAUCGGCCCACAAUUGAUAUGUUCUUUCACGAGCUCGAGAAAGCUUGGAAGAACACAGUUGCCAAGUCGCAGAAGGAAAAGAAGGAGAAUUACUCGACAUCAACAUCCUUUUCAAGAUCAUCAGAUGUACAUCGAGUCUGAACACACUACCACGUUGCUAUUGCAGCAGCAGAAGGUUUUGUACGGCUGUCAUAAGUCAGUGUAAAGAUCAGCUUUCUUCAAGAAAAAAGCAUCUGACAAUGUCCACGUUUCCAUUGUCAAGACUGUCUCUGCUUCUCCUCUUGAGU
Eucalyptus grandis is the source of this 875-nucleotide messenger RNA. RefSeq names its product probable receptor-like protein kinase At2g42960. Gene Ontology annotation, cellular component: membrane. Gene Ontology annotation, molecular function: ATP binding; protein kinase activity. The transcript has 4 exons. NCBI's taxonomy places the organism in Eukaryota, Viridiplantae, Streptophyta, Magnoliopsida, Myrtales, Myrtaceae. The record is from RefSeq and is a predicted model, not a curated record. The annotation marks the transcript as partial. Gene Ontology annotation, biological process: protein phosphorylation.